Impatiens glandulifera is the source of this 907-nucleotide messenger RNA. RefSeq names its product protein IQ-DOMAIN 8-like. The record is from RefSeq and is a predicted model, not a curated record. The transcript has a single exon. The coding region runs from base 14 to 658 and encodes 214 amino acids. Lineage: Eukaryota; Viridiplantae; Streptophyta; Magnoliopsida; Ericales; Balsaminaceae.
ACCAAGGACGAAGAUGAUAUCCCACAAGAGCAGUAGAUCGGAUUGGAACUGGCUGGAUCGUUGGAUGGCAAACAAGCCAUGGGAAAGUCGGUUAAUGGAAGAAUCAAACAGUCCUUUAAAAACAUCUACACCAGUUUCAAAUAAGCAUGUAGAUUAUGUGAUGGGUUCUCGUUCAAGCUCCUCUGGGUAUGAUUUAACUAGACGCCGGAAUUAUGGGUCUUCAUCGCCGGCAAGAAUAUCUUCCCCACUUCCAAUUUCGUCUGGCCAAUUUUCUCGUUCAUCUGAGUAUGUGAAUGAAGAUAGCACUUGUUCAACGACUUCAUCAAGCAACAAUAAUCAUCGAGAUGAAAAUGGGGAGAACAUUAACAGGCCUAAUUAUAUGAAUCCAACACAUUCAAUUAUGGCGAAACAGAGAGGUUGCAGUUCUCCUUCUAUACAGAAGCAGCAGCAGAGGAGGCGAGGAACAACAACAGAGAACAACGUUAAUCAAAUGUACAGGAAAGUAAGGGUUCCACUUUCAAAUGUGGAUUCAAGGAGCAAUGCUGGAUCUUCCUCUGAUCUUUAUUCGAUGAACAUGAAUUCAAUUGAUCUUUACCCGCCUAUCCAUUUAGAUCGGUAUUCAACCCCAAGAGGACGUAAGAAGAUGAAUGGAUUGUAGAUUUGACAGUUUGACAUCCAUGAAUUCAACUGCUUGUUGUUUGUUCAUGGUUGUUGGUAUGAAGAUGAUGAUAUAGAUAAUAGAGAGGAUAUGCCAAAAAUACUAAGAAUGAAAAUUAUAGGAUUGAUUAAUUAUGUGUGUAAUGUUUGUUUGUUACCUAAGUCUGUUUAUGUGUUUCAUUAUACAUAAGCUACUGUUUAUUUUCCUUUUCUUGUAAUACAAUGAAAACUGAUAUUUUAUCUUUUGCUU